AUGAAAACACUUUUUUGGAACUGUCACGGGCUUGGGAACCGGCGCACAGUUCGAGCUCUGAAGGAGCUAUGCAAAAUACAAGAUCCCACAUGUCUUUUCUUGAUGGAAAGAAAGAGGAAAGAUCAUGAGAUGAAUCGUUGGCAAGGUCUAGCAGGAAUGACGAAUAUUAUUUCUGUUAGUUGUGAAGGAGAUGGUUGUCGUAGGGCAGGAGGUGUAGCUUUUCUAUGGAAGAAUGAUGUGAAUGUCUCUUUGCUUUCUCACUCACUUAAUCACAUGGACUUUAUUAUUUCUUUGAAAGAUGGAUCCCUUUCAUGGAGAGCAACUGGAAUUUAUGGGUAUCCAGAGCAAAACCGAAAACGUCUCACGUGGGAUCUUCUCAGAACCCUUGCAGGCUUUCACGCACAACCAGCAUGGAUGGUCUUUGGUGAUUUUAAUCUCACACUUUCUGAGGCUGAAAAAUUUGGUGGUGCUGCUCCUACUUUGGGUCUUCAAGAGAUGUUUCGUGAGGUUGUCCAAAGUUGCAAUUUAAAGGACAUGGGUUUUGAGGGGCAUAAAUAUACUUGGAGGAAUAAUCAGGAAGGUGAGGAUCUAAUUAUGGCUCGUUUGGAUAGGUGUUUUGUUACUCCAACAUGGGCAGAUUUGUUCCCACAAGCAAAAGCACUUCACUUGUCAUUCUUUGCAUCUGAUCACUUGCCUAUCCUUAUUGAUACAUGUCCAAGGCGCAGUAUAAGAGGUAGAGGUGGUCGAGUUUUAAGAUUUGAAGAAUGUUGGCUCCGUGAUGAGGAAUGCCCUACUAUGCUUACUGAAUUGUGGAAUAGAGGAGCAACAGAUCCUUAUGAUCGGGUUAAUUCUUGCUUGGUGGGAUUGAAGCGGUGGGCCAAAAGAAGAUUUGGUAAUGUCCCUAUGGAAAUUAAAGACACAAAAGAAAAGUUGCAAGAGUUACAGGAGCAUAUUCAUGAAGAUGGGGUCUUGGCUAAUAUAAAGAAUUUGGAGGACCGUUUGGAUGAUCUUUUGGAGAGCUCACCUAUGGCAGUGGAGGAGAUUUGUGAUGUUGUGCGUAACCGGGUUUCAGAAGCGAUGUUUGGAGUUCUUGAUGGGGAUUAUACACAGAAGGACGUCUAUGAGGCUUUGAAUCAGAUGAAGCCAACAGCAGCACCAGGGCCUGAUGGAUAG
Messenger RNA from Lotus japonicus, 1173 nucleotides. RefSeq lists its product as uncharacterized. The record is from RefSeq and is a predicted model, not a curated record. The transcript has 2 exons. The coding region runs from base 1 to 1173 and encodes 390 amino acids. NCBI's taxonomy places the organism in Eukaryota, Viridiplantae, Streptophyta, Magnoliopsida, Fabales, Fabaceae. Gene Ontology annotation, molecular function: catalytic activity.